Messenger RNA from Octopus bimaculoides (California two-spot octopus), 819 nucleotides. RefSeq names its product transmembrane emp24 domain-containing protein. The record is from RefSeq and is a predicted model, not a curated record. NCBI's taxonomy places the organism in Eukaryota, Metazoa, Mollusca, Cephalopoda, Octopoda, Octopodidae.
CAACUUCCGGGGACAACUUUUCGGCCAUCUUUGACGACGGCUGUCGUUUAUAAUAAAGCUUCCUCUCUCUAUUUCUCUCUUAUAGGCUGUCCCUCUCUCAACGUGUCUUACGUGGCAUUAGCUGCAAGAAUCUAUCUUGUUCCUUGUUUCCGCCAUCACCUCCCCCCCAUUUCUUUUCCUGCUCUCUCUCAUAACGAUCAGCAAUUGGCCUGCCAACCAUUUGACCGUUUCACGUUCUAGUCCAGCUGAUCUUGGCUCAAUAAUUCAACCAUGGAUACUCUCUUCUCCUACCUGUUUGUGUUGUCACUUACGGUCUUUCUACCGCAGUCAACACUCGGUUAUUUCGUCAACAUUGACGCCCAUGCCGAAGAAUGCUUCUUUGACAAAGUAGCGUCCGGCACCAAGAUGAGUCUCAUGUUUGAGGUGGCCGAAGGCGGAUUCUUGGACAUCGAUGUCAAGAUUUACAGUCCCGACGGCAAAGUAAUCCACACGGGAGACAGGGAGUCAAAUGGCAAGUAUACCUUUGCUGCACACAUGGACGGCACCUACAAGUACUGCUUCAGCAACAAGAUGUCUACGAUGACCCCUAAAGUCGUGAUGUUCAGUGUGGACAUUGGUGAGAAACCCAAAGACACAAACAACAUGGAUACUGAUUCACACCACAGUAAACUAUCUGGCAUGAUUGACGAGCUAUCGACAGCCCUAACAGGUGUGAAGCACGAACAGGAGUAUAUGGAAGUCCGUGAGAGGAUUCAUCGAGCCAGUAAGUAUUUCUGUUUAUUAUUGGGGGUGUUGUCUGAAUAAUUGUCCAGUACCUGA